AUGUUAAGGACUAAUAAGAGGCAGAGUUUGAGAAAGCUAUUCACCUUAAUACCGAGACGGUAUGCUUCAUUAGCUUCAUCAAAUGGUAUAGAUACCUCGAUUUUACGAAAAUAUCCAGUGGGUUUAAAACAAUAUGGGUUUGAGAUUAUAAACACACAGUUAAUAGAAGAGUUUUCUAUAGUGGCGGUGUUAUUGAAAAAUGAGGUGAAUGGCUCACAACAUUUGCAUUUAGAUGCUCAUAAUGAUAAUAACAAUGUAUUUUCAAUAGCAUUUAAAACAAAUCCUCCAGAUAAUACAGGAGUUCCACAUAUUUUAGAGCAUACUACAUUAUGUGGUUCUAAAAAAUUUCCUGUAAGAGAUCCAUUUUUUAAAAUGAAUAACAGAAGUCUUAGUAAUUUUAUGAACGCAAUGACUGGGCAUGAUUAUACAUUUUUCCCAUUUGCUACAACAAACGCUAAAGAUUUUGAAAAUUUAAUGGACGUUUAUUUAUCUUCAGUUUUUGAACCAUUAUUGAAUUAUAAUGAUUUUUUACAAGAAGGUUGGAGAAUUGAAAAUUCGAAUCUUACUGAUAUAAAUUCUAAUUUAGAGUUUAAAGGAAUUGUUUGUAAUGAAAUGAAAGGUCAAUAUUCAAAUUCUAUGUAUUAUUUUUAUAUUAAAUUUUUGGAAUCAAUAUACCCUUCAUUAAACAAUUCUGGUGGAGAUCCUUUGAAAAUGACUGAUUUAUCUUAUGAGGAUUUGUUACAAUUUCACGCAACGAACUAUCAUCCAUCAAAUGCUAAAACUUUCACUUAUGGAAAUUUACCUUUAUCAGAAAAUUUAAAAAGAUUAAGUGAGUAUUACAAACAAUUUGGUAAAAGAUCACCUAACAACGUCGUCAAAAAACCCAUCUUCGUGCAUGAUUCAAACAAAACCUUUUUCGAAGUUAAAAUCCCAGGUCCGUUAGAUAGUAUGAUAGAUAAAGACAUUUCAGAACAGUUCAAUUCCUCAAUAACUUGGAAUUUGGGUGAUCCAUUGGACCCAAAGAUGCAUUAUACUUUAUUUAAAUGGAAAAUCUUGGGAUCUUUAUUAUUUGAUGGACAUAAUUCACCAUUUUAUCAAAAUCUUAUAGAAACGGGGUAUUCUGAAGAUUUUUCAGCUAAUUCUGGAAUAGAUUCCACUACAGCUAUGUUUUCAUUCACCGUUGGAUUGAAUUAUUUGACUGAAGCAAAAGUAGCUGAAUUGGAGACUAAGAUUUUGGAUAUAAUAAAGAACGACGUGAUUCCAAAAUUAAAAUCAGAGGACAAGUCUUACAACGAUAGAGUCGUAGCAUUGUUACAUCAAAUUGAAAUUGGUUUUAAAAAACACAAACCAGAAUUUGGAUUUGGUUUAUUAAGCUCAUUAGUUCCAUCUUGGAUAAAUGGGUCAAAUCCUAUCGAUAUAUUAAAAGUUGAAACUAUCUUGAGGCAGUUUAAAGAAGAAUAUAAUGAAAAAGGACUAAAGAUGUUCCAUGAAAUGUUGGAUAAUAGCGUAUUGAAUGACAAAACUCAAAAGUUCAAGUUUACGAUGUAUCCUGAAAAGGACUUCAAUACUAACCUAAACAAAUUGGAAACCAAAAAUCUUGAAAAAAAAGUGAAAGAGCUUACUGAGGAAGACAAGAACAUUAUCUAUGAUAGAAAUUUGAAAUUAGCUGAAUCGCAAAAGGAAGAGCAAGAUGCAGAUGUUUUACCUACAUUAUCAAUUGAAGACAUUUCAAAAAAGGGUGAUUUUUAUUCCAUUGAAUUUUCCCAGCUUGUGAACUCGAAGAAUCAAAAUCAGGACGCGAUCAGUAAAAGAAUAGUUGACACAAAUGGACUAAUAUAUGCUUAUGCACUCAAAGACAUAUCUUACCUACCGACUAAUUUGUACAAAUAUUUACCACUUUUCAAUAACUGUUUGACCAAUUUAGCUGGAACCUCAAAAACAUCAAUCACAGACUUAGAAACUAAAAUUCAAAUGUUAACUGGUGGAGUGUCCUUCAACAAUAAAAUUACUGUUGAUCCAUAUAAUAUAGACAAAAUGAAACUUCAUUAUCUGUUAUCUGGGUUAUCAUUAAAACAAAAUUCUCGGCAUAUAUAUAACCUAUGGUAUGAAAUUUUAACAGAGACCAAGUUCGAUAUCAAUGAUGGACUUGUGCUUGAUAAAUUAAACACUUUAAUUAAAAAUAUGGGACAGAAUCAAAUAAAUAAUAUUGCUGAUCGUGGUCAUUCUUAUGCCUGUGGCUUAAGUAAUUCUAGGUUAACUCCCGCCAAGUAUGUUGGUGAAUUGACUGGUGGUUUGGAUCAAGUUCAAUUUAUUAUGGAAAUGAACAAAAAAUUAGAUGAGCAAGGAAAAGAAUAUUUGAGUAAUGAAAUUUUACCAAAUUUGAAAAAGAUCCAAGAAUAUUUAUUGAUGAAUGAAAAUCAAUUCAAAUAUAGAAUUGUUGGUGAUAAAGAGAUAGUGGAUCAAAAUGUAAAGUUAAUUAGUAAAUUUGAUCAAUUGAUCAAUGAAAAAGCAGUUGGACAAGGAAUAGUAGAUAACUUGAAUAAUUUAGAUUCAUUACUUUCAAACUUUAAUUAUAACCAACCAACUGAAAAGACAUUAGUUAAUUUACCUUUUCAAGUUGGAUAUUCUUGUUUAGCUAAAAAAGGAUCAUCUUUUGCCUCAAAACAAGGAGCUCAUUUACAAAUAUUAUCACAAUUGUAUACUUUUAAAAAUCUUCAUCUGAAAAUAAGAGAAUCCAAUGGUGCAUAUGGAGGUGGGUUAAAUUAUGAUGGAUUAGGUGGUACAUUGAAUUUUUAUUCAUAUAGAGAUCCAAAUCCCAUCAAAUCAAUUUCAACAUUUGAAUCUUCUUUCCCAUAUGGAUUAACUGCAGAUUGGUCAGAAAAAGAUUUGACUGAAGCUAAAUUAAGAAUUUUUCAACUGAUUGAUGCUCCAAUAAAUAUUGCUAAUCAAGGAUCUAGUAAAUUUUUUGAUGGGAUUAGCGAUGAAAUGAGACAAGAAAGAAGAGAAAAUUUUUUGAGUACUAAUGUACAAGAUUUGAGAAAUGUAACUCAAGAAUUUUUGGUUGAGAAUAAAAACAAUUCUAUUACUGUUAUUGGUAAUAAUGAAUUAUUAAAUGUGGAUAAUGACUGGAACGUGAAGAACAUGAAGUUAUGA
Messenger RNA from Lodderomyces pseudojiufengensis, 3153 nucleotides. RefSeq names its product Cym1p (gene CYM1). Gene Ontology annotation, cellular component: mitochondrial matrix. NCBI's taxonomy places the organism in Eukaryota, Fungi, Ascomycota, Pichiomycetes, Serinales, Debaryomycetaceae. The record is from RefSeq and is a predicted model, not a curated record. Gene Ontology annotation, molecular function: metal ion binding. Gene Ontology annotation, biological process: protein processing. The transcript has a single exon. The coding region runs from base 1 to 3153 and encodes 1050 amino acids.